This is a messenger RNA of Auanema sp. JU1783, 330 nucleotides long. The record is from the annotation of a GenBank genome assembly. NCBI's taxonomy places the organism in Eukaryota, Metazoa, Nematoda, Chromadorea, Rhabditida, Rhabditidae.
AUGAAAAAUAUCAAAAACCACUAUCCAAAAUUUAAUGGAGGGAAAUUCUGGAAAAAUAUUAGAAAAAAAGAAAAGCUAUUUGAAAAACUCCUAGAAAAUAAUGAAAGCGCAGUUAGGCCGUUCCUCGAAGAAUGUUUGAAUUUGUUUUGCGAGAAGUCGUCAGCCCCUACAAAAAAUCACACUCCUGAAACAGUCUUGUUGAUGUCUAAGUUCUACUUCAGACUUGGGGAUUAUCGACUUGCUUGCGAAAUGGUGUGGGACUGUGCGUCGCUCACAAUCCAAAAUGUCACGCAGCUUUCUAUACCAACCGUUAUAAUGCGUGUGAUGUAA